Molecule: messenger RNA, 720 nt
Organism: Carica papaya (papaya)
Lineage: Eukaryota; Viridiplantae; Streptophyta; Magnoliopsida; Brassicales; Caricaceae
Biological process (GO): ubiquitin-dependent protein catabolic process
Cellular component (GO): nucleus
Molecular function (GO): zinc ion binding; ubiquitin protein ligase activity
Source: RefSeq, a predicted model, not a curated record
AUGGAUCCUCGAAGACUGAAUCUUAAACUGAAGGCAACUUAUUUCACCCCGGAAUCUCAAGCGCAAACUCUACGCGUUCACUUCCGGCUAACCAACGUACUGGAGACAUUGAUAAACCGCAUGCAUGGCGCCUACAACUUGCAGGACACGCGCAUGUUGUCCCCGACCACGAUUUUCAACUUCGAUCUGCCGUAUUUUGACCGUCUCUCGCCACUCUCAGCCCACUGGUACAUUCUUUCCAUCCUCUCCGGUCAUAGGAUCGACCAACAAUUCUGCAACCAUAUAGCGACAGAAAUCUUGUCUAUGGCCAAAGAGAUUUUCUCCAUUGUGGGUGGCCUUGGAGUCUUCAUUGUGGCUGAAGCCAAGACGGUCUCAACUCGCGUCAUCCAUGAAUUUGAUGAGAUAUUGGCAAGGAUUGAUAAUAUGGUGCUGAAUCAAUGGAGUGAGUAUAAUGAUGGCGGCGCUUCGGCGUCGUUUCUGUUCAGGCUGAGAGAAGAGAGAAGACUGGAUGGUGAGGCUACCAAUGAUCGUGAACUGGGUGAUUGUACCGUCUGUCUCGACCAGCUAUCGGGCGCUAAGGAGCUAAUUGACAUGCCGUGUCACCAUGUCUUUCACGAAGCUUGCAUUUUGCGUUGGUUGGAGACCAAGAACUCAUGUCCCCUGUGCCGGCAAGUGCCUGAUACAGAACUCUUGCCAGGAUCUCCGCCGGCAAUUGCCUGA